AGGAAUAUAUAUAUGCUUAUUGGGAAUAGUAAUAUACUAUUUUAAUUUAAUUAGGAUGAUUCUAUUAUAAAAAAACUAUAGAUCUGGAAGAAAUUGAUUACCAAUUUUAAUCAUACUUUUCUGGUAUUAGUUCAGUAAUUGCAGCCAAGUAUUAUUAUUAUUAUUUUUUGUAUGAAAAGGAAGUAUGAUUUACAAAUUUCUAUACAUUUCUAUUUAUAUAUUGCAUUGCAAGAUUAAUUCUUAUCUUGGUAAUGUGUGUAACCAUUGGUGAAGAGAAUGAAGUGGCCUAUAUUGCAGGGAAGGUUUUUUUAGUUUGAAAUGGAUAAAACUUGGAUGUCAAAAGAUCGAAUGUCAAAAGAAUAUGAAGAUGGUGUUGAGCAAUUUAUUGCGUUUGUUGUAAGUCAUGCUAGUAACCCCAAACUCAUGAAAUGUCCAUGCCAAGUAUGUGGAAAUUUGAUGGUUGAGACUCCUAAAGGGAUAAGAGAUCAUAUGUUUAUAAGAGGUGUUGAUCGAAGUUAUAAGAUAUGGAGUUGGCAUGGGGAGGUGGCUGAUAUUGGAGGAACAACAAGUAGGGAAGUAAAUUUUGAUCAGUCACCUAAAUACGAGGAGGUCCAAGAAACUUUACAAAUGGUUAAUGCUGCUUAUGAUCCUUGUACUGCCAACCAUGAUUCUUUUACAUGUCUUACUUCAAUGCUUGAACUUACAGUGAGUUGUAUCAUUUUAUACAUGAGACAAUUAUAUGAUCAUAUGAAGGAUGAAGGUCUACUUCAGAUGUUUGGCUUUAUCAAUCCUGCUAUUGUAUCAUUGGCUGGAAAUUUAAAUAAUCAACGAAAACGGGAUGAGAGAUCACGAAAUAUAGCAGAUCGUUUGGUGAAGGCAAAAAAAAAUCAACUCAUAAUCAUGCCUUAUAAUCCUGCGUUCCACUGGAUCUUAAUUGUCAUUGACUUCUCAUCCAUGACUGUUUAUUAUUUGGACCCAUUAAGGAAUGAUAUUUAUGAGGAUGUCAGAGUAGUUGUAGACAAGUCUUGUUUGGCAGUUUUGUUGUAAGGCUGCUGGUCAUCUGUUUUGAAGGUCCUAUCGAAGUAAGAACUCUCUGGAUGUAAAAUGGGGAAUAUUGUACUAGAACACAAGAGGUUUCUACUGGAAAAACUCAUUUUAUUUAUGGAUUUUAGUGUGUAUAUUUGGCAAUGCAUGGCUUGUAUAGUUUGUUGAAACUAAGUGAACAAAUGCACUAGUAUGAUGUAUUUUCAGUUGAUUAGUUUCAAUACAUGCAAAUUAUUUUUA
Prunus avium (sweet cherry) is the source of this 1284-nucleotide messenger RNA. RefSeq lists its product as uncharacterized. NCBI's taxonomy places the organism in Eukaryota, Viridiplantae, Streptophyta, Magnoliopsida, Rosales, Rosaceae. Gene Ontology annotation, biological process: proteolysis. Gene Ontology annotation, molecular function: cysteine-type peptidase activity. The record is from RefSeq and is a predicted model, not a curated record.